Oldenlandia corymbosa var. corymbosa is the source of this 1343-nucleotide messenger RNA. Lineage: Eukaryota; Viridiplantae; Streptophyta; Magnoliopsida; Gentianales; Rubiaceae. The record is from the annotation of a GenBank genome assembly.
CUUGUCAAUUGUCAUCUUACUUCUUUGCUUACCUGCCCCUAUUUCCUUUGCUUUACUUUUCCACUCUAUUCUUAUAUAUAUUCUUCUAGUCUUGUUUAUGUAUAUUGACUUGCAAGAAAACAAACCCAUCUCUUUUUUUGUCCCAUAUUGUGACAUUAACCCAUGAUUUUCAUCAAUCAUCAUCUUUAUAAAAUAAAAAAGGAAAUUGGUUAAUUUUGUUUUGAAAAAAGCUACUCUAUAACCCACACCCCCACACCACCACCCCUUUCUUCACGUUUUAUAUGCAUGACAUGAUAAGGGGAAAUUUCAGUUAAAAAGCGUAGAGUUCAUGAUCGAACAUCCCUUUAUAAAUUCGUAGUUUAUAUUAAUUUUUUGUAGUCAUAUUUGUUUGGAAGUUGGAACCCUUUUUGGCUUCUUUUUCUCUUUUGCAAAGGGGAAGCAUGAACAGCAAUAAGGUUCACUCAAAGAGAACUGUCCUGCCUUUUUCUUGGGAGAGCAAACCUGGGGUGAGCAAGGGUAGAGAUGAUGAGGAGCAUAAGCAGCAUAUCCGAGGCGGGCGCGACGGCGAUGAGUUUCCGGCGAUAAAGUUGCCACCUCCGCCGUGUGCCGAGGACAAAUCCAAGGCCUCAAACUCUACUAAGUCAUCUGAACUUGAUUCUACUAAAAUCCCUCCUCCGCCGUGUCCGAAUUUCCAGCAUCCAUUGAAGAGUAAUUCUCUCAGGAGAAGCUUCAGAAAGAAUGAUGAUCCAUUCCUGAUAGCAUAUAUAGAGUGUACAAAGAGUACUUCUAGGGAUGAUCUUUACAAAAGGCCAUCAUCAACACCAAGCCAUGGAAGUAGAAAAGGUGGGGGUGAAUUAUUUGGGAUUAGGAAGAAUUUGUCUAUUUUCUCUUGUAAGCAUUCAAGUAAUGUAAUGGAAAGUAGCAUUGUUAGGGUGUCCCAACUUCCUGCUUCCAAAUCCCAGAGAUGAAUUUAAAAGAUACUGGGAAUCAUGAAGAUUUAUCGACCAACCAUUUGUUUAUUACUAGAUUGAAUUUGAAUGAAAUUUAUUUCUUAGAUGGCAUCCCAUUUUUGUUUUUGUUUUGGCUGGAAGAUUUCACGGUUGAUCAAAUUAAAUAGGUGAAGGUGUUUUUGUGCAUUAUCUCAUAAUUAGUCUUUGACUGUUAUAGGUAAUUAUCCCGUGCCAAUUGUAAAAUCGUAAACAUUAUAUUGGUGGAAUCCCGAAAAAGGUUAAAACUCUCGCGGAUUUCGAAAAGGGAAGAAAUAAAAACGGCUCCAUGUUAUAUACGCUAGGUGAGGUGAGAAUCGGACUUGUGAUUUCUUAAAACAUGCAGUUAGAUUAAAC